Molecule: messenger RNA, 8441 nt
Organism: Epinephelus moara (kelp grouper)
Lineage: Eukaryota; Metazoa; Chordata; Actinopteri; Perciformes; Serranidae
Gene: etnk2
Product: ethanolamine kinase 2
Exons: 9
Coding region: 292-1374 (360 amino acids)
Biological process (GO): phosphatidylethanolamine biosynthetic process
Cellular component (GO): cytoplasm
Molecular function (GO): ethanolamine kinase activity
Source: RefSeq, a predicted model, not a curated record
CGGGCGGGCGGAGCCAAGUAGGAGGAAAUGGUGCUGUUGGCUGACUGCUCCCAAGAAAACCGGCGACGAGCAUCCAUACCCGGCAGUUUGACCGUACAUCUUCGCUGCUUUCAAUUCACCUUUACUGCAACUGCAACCGAGCAAGACACAUCUCUCAAGCAGAACUUCAUUCACGCACUAAAACACAUCGACAUCUCGCUACUUAUAAACCAAGCAACACUUGUAUGCUGCCAUUUCUAGAAAUAUCUGUGAAGGGCUCGGAGAUUAACGUUAUAGUUAAACGGCUGCAGGAUGGAGACGCAGAUACAUGUGCCCGUGGGGUCGCCGGUUAUUAGAAAAAUUCCCAUUUUCGUGGACGAGCACAACGUGACGGAGGGGGCGAUGAAGCUCAUUAAAGAGCUGAGACCGGCGUGGGACACGAGCCAUGUCAAGACCAAGCUCUUCACUGAUGGAACCACCAACAAGCUAGUGGGCUGCUAUGUGGAGGAAAGUCCAGAGGAUGUGGUCUUGGUCCGAGUAUACGGGAACAAGACAGAGCUGAUUGUGGACAGAGACAAUGAGCUCAAAAGCUUUCAGGUGCUACAUGCUAAUGGUUGUGCUCCUCGCCUCUACUGCACCUUUCAGAACGGCAUCUGCUAUGAGUUCAUGCAGGGGGACGCUCUUGGGACGCAGGACGUCAGGGAUCCUUCCUUACUAAGAAUGAUAGCUAGGGAGAUGGCUCGUAUCCAUGCCAUCCAUGCACACAAUGGCUGCAUCCCCAAACCCAACCUGUGGAUCAAGAUGCGAAAAUACUUCUCCCUCGUGGCCACCGAGUUCACCGACCAAGCGUCCAACGUUAGAAUACAGCAGGAGGUGCCCAGCAAAGCUGUGCUGGAGCAGGAGAUGGUGUGGAUGAAGGAGCAUCUCUCCACUCUGGGCUCCCCUGUGGUGCUCUGCCACAAUGACCUGCUCUGCAAGAACAUCAUUCACAACAGCAAAGAGGGUCAUGUUCGCUUUAUAGACUAUGAAUACUCCAGCUACAACUACCAGGCAUUCGACAUCGGCAACCACUUCAAUGAAUUUGCAGGAAUGGCGGAGCUGGACUAUGGACUGUACCCGAGUCGGGAGAUGCAGAUGGAGUGGCUCAAAGUGUACCUGCAGGCAUACAAAUUCUUCACCAAGAAAACAGAGGAGGUCAGCCAGCGAGAGCUGGAGACACUCUAUGUACAGGUCAACAAGUUUGCUCUGGCUUCUCACUUCUUUUGGGGCUUCUGGGCGCUCAUCCAGGCCAAAUACUCCUCCAUCGACUUUGACUUCCUCGGGUACGCUGUGCUACGUUUCAACCAGUACUUUGAGACCAAACCUGCAGUGAUGGCCCUGCAGAUCCCAGAAUGAGAGGAGACGGAGAAAGACAGACUGCGGAGAGAAGACAGGAGGGAGGGUUCUAUGCUGGGACUUCCUGUAGGGUGGGAACUCUUCUCUGUGAGCCAGCUGUUGAUGGACCUCUGCUCGGUCUACCCAGCAUCCUUUUUCUGCAACAAGCGCAAUUACUCUUUCAUUGCCCCAACGUAGCUCCACGUCUGUCACAACUCUAGCUCAAGAAUGAUGAAACUUCAGUGAGCUCUGUGUGUAUGUGUGUGAGUGUAUGCUCGUGUAUGUUUGUGUACUUAAUUUAUCUUGAUAAACCCUGACGUCUCGCUUUCCCUCUUCGGGCAGCUGAACAAGGCAUAGUGAGCAGAGCCGUCUGAGUUUAGGGUAGAGAUCACAGACUUGCUUUAUCGUCUGUCACUCUGGCGCCAAAAUGUUCCACAACGCUGGUAAUGAAGGUCAAAAGAGGGACGAGACUGUUAAGGAGGGUUUGAUGCUGACAUUGGCAGAUAGUUUGUCCUGCUCUCUGUGCACUGUAUCUAUGGCUCAAUGCCACGGCCUCGUUAUAGUUAGAAACUGACUACAGAGGCAUUUCACCUGGGAUUCCUCAGAUUUUGCAUGUGGUGUGUGCGGUGAGACCAUUCCUCCUUCUGUCUGCAGACAUUUUAACACUUUAAGUUCUGACUCGUGCGAUCCUUCCUCUUUUAUUCCUCUGUCUUUGAUGCUAAGUGCUCGUAGCUGCGGUAUUUCUGCACUGCACUUCCCAGAGAUUACCUGUGCAUCAAACCCUGUGGACGGUACUGUGUUGUCUGUUUCCUCUGAUUUUCUUCUGUCGUUGCAGUUUGAGCUUCAGUAUCUCUUGUAGUUAUUCCAAGCAAACUACUGCUGCUGCUAGAAAUGCAAAACAAACUUCUCUGUGUGCUAGUGGACUUCUCUUUAGGAAGAACCUCCACUGAGUCCAUGGAACAGCAAAUGGAAAAGCUUUUCAUGGACUGGCUGUAGGUUGAAUCACUAUUGUGUUAUAGCAAUCGGUGAUAGAGAGUAGCUUAAUGUGCAUUUAUUUAUUUAUGUGAAGACAUGUGGAUUACUUAACAUCUCAGGUGAAACAGCUCCUCAGUUUGGGUUGUUUUGUGUUGAACUUGGAAGUGAUAUGAAGCAGGAGGGGAGAUAGAUGUUGGGUAAAAAGAGAGGACCUGUGUAAACGUCACUUUCAACUCUGUGUGCAUUGCUGUCCUCGAACAGUUUUCCACCUUUUUGACUUUUAUGGUUACAGCGAAUCGCUCCGUUAAACUUUCCAUUUAAACUUUCCAGACCUCUUGGAAAAUCACAACCUCUGUCACCCCCACUGCCAACCCCUCCUUUUCUCUUUUAUGCCCUCCUGUGUCUGCUCCCUCCUCACUGUUACUAUCUUUGUUCUGCUCCCACCACAGUUUUGUUUCAUAUCUCCCUUUUUGUGUUGAGAUUGAGGCAGUAGCACCUGUUCCACGGGCCAUCUUACCAUCAGAGACUGCUCUCAGCCCCACACUGUAAUCUAUUGCUAUUCACAUCCCAGAUUUGGAGCUAAAUUUUGUUACGUAAUCAGACAUUGCAUAAGUUAUAUCUGGGGUCAAAUCAAGUGUAGCUUUCAAAAUGAGGCAAGAGUGGGUUAUCUGGGGCUGUGCUGCUGUCAUGAGAGCCCCCUAUUACUGGGAUGAAAGAGCAUAGCAUCGGACUCUCCAGAGAUGUAGUCAUAAAAAAAAAUAAAAAAACACAGACACGUACAGUGUCUGUAAAAGCAAAAAUACUAUAACUCCACUGAUUUUAUACAUCAAAGUCUGUUUCCAGGUGUUAGCAAGUACUACAGUAUGUGUGAAAAAGAUUGUAUCAAGCCUGUCGUGUCUCCAGAGGGAGCUGUGUGAAGUCUGAUAAAUGUCCUCAAGUGAUGUCACUUAAGUCAGUGUUUGCCGAAGACUACAUCUUAGAAAAUGGAAAAAAAAAUUCUAGAGGUGUGGAGUCGGAUUCAAGUGAGCUUACCAGACCUCACCACAGCACGCAGCUCAUAUCUGCUGGAGGCUAGCGACUCCAGGCUACAUUAGAUGCCACCCAUGGGGCUUCAUUUUGGUGCGUUAUCCGGCGACUCCUGAUCUUUUUUAUCAGCCGUGAUGCGAAAAACCAGGCUAGACCUGUUGCUUGUGUGGGUAUAUCAUGGUAUGAAACACACAGGUACUGUAGCUUCAGCGAGAGAGAAAGCAAUGACGUCACUUAAACAACUUGUGUAGUCUUUCUAAGUACUUAUUACAUACUUGCAUAAUGCGUAAUUACAUACACAGGUUUUGCUUGAGAAGUGAAGCUGAUCAUUAUUUAUGUCAGUCGAUCAAUCAGUUUCAGCUCUAUUUGAGUUCAGAUUUGACAAAGCUUCUUCAGAGCCACAAAAGUAACUUUACAUCCAUUUCCACAGGCUGAGUAGUGCUAACUGUGCCAGGUAAACUGAGCUUCAUGUGUAAAAUCAGCGGAAUGCGCCUUUAUUAAGCACAGUAGGUCUUAAUGGUCCUUAAUUAUUGAUUUUUUGUUCUUUAUUCUAAUUUUGGCCACUCAUAGUUUACAUGUGUUCAUAAUGAACUCAGAUUUAAUUAGACAUCGGUAACUUCUUUCCUUUAAUUCAGUAGGACUUACAUAAAAUUCUGCACAGACUUUUAAACUGUCAAUAAUCCUAUAUUUGGCUUUUGGUGCAGAUGAUCUUUGCACUGACCAGUAAAAGUUAGUCAAAUCUUGAUACAGCACAAGCACUGGCUUUAUAAUGAACUGAAGCACAGGAUUCACUCCUCCUCCUCAUCCUCCCCAUAGUUGACACAAUCACUGGCCUGAUCACACUGGACUGAUAAACACAACACGUUUAUGAAUGAAUCAGAGCUUCAGAUCAUAUCUUCUGAAGCUGUUUCCACAACACAGAUGUGUCCUCUCUCUCUCUCACCUACACACUCUUCUGGAUAUCCAGUACCCACAUAAUCCCAGCAGGGGGAGACACUGAGCCCUGAGCUUUGUCCUCCUCUGCAGGUCUCAUGUAACUGAUAGGCUUAAUAAUUUACCAAGUGAGCAGCAGCCCUUCAGGACAGCAGAAGAGACACUAACUGAUGUUAAUGGUUUUCAGUCAGAACCGUUAACCUGAGAAAGUGUUUUCAGAGGGAUCACAGCUACAUUUGAAAUGUGUCAGUGGUUCUUAUCCUGAGAUGGGAUGAUCAGAGCAUUCUGAUGUGAAUUACAACUCAUUUUAGGGCUGUGAGGCUAAGUGGGUUUAAAGGGACAGUUCAUCCUGAAAUCAAAAAUACACAUUUUGACUCAUCCCUUUAGUGCUGUUUAUCAGUCAAGAUUGUUUUGGUGUUAGUUGCAGAGUGUUGGAGAUAUCGGCUGUAGAGAUGCAAUGUCUCUUUCCAGAAAUCAUGACUGGGUUACUAAAAUAAUCCACAGAUCUUGUUGUUUCCUAUCAUGCUUCACCCGCCAAAGAAGGAAAUGUGAUUCUACUCUUGGACAAGAGUCUCUUGCCUGCUUGUUUGUGUGGCGCUAGAUGUAAACACUGGUGGCAUCCUCUUUGGCUAAGUUGUGACAUUUGCUAGCUCAGUGGUGCUAGGUGAGCUAGCAGUAGAUUCACACUUCCUGUAGUUCAGUAAAAAGAAAAUAGUUCCUACAUGAAACUGCUCACAACAAGGUCUGUGGAUUAUCUUGAGUAACUAUGUCAUGAUUUCUGGAAAGAGACAUUGCUAUUGAGUUUUUGAAAUGUUGUUUUUUUUGUGGCGCUUGGAGCACCACAAGCUGAGUGACAUGUAGUUCCAUUAUAUUUGAGAGAAGUUGACAUCUUUACAGCUGAUAUUUCCAACACUGCAACUCAAACCAAUACCAUCUAGACUCAUAAAUAGCACUACAGGUAGGAGGAAAAAUAUUCAGUUUUGAUUAGGGGUGAACUGUCCCAUAAGGUACAUAGUGAAAAAAGUACUUAUGUGUUGGCACAUAUUUGGGAGCAAAAAGCUACUGGCGAUAUUGUCUUUUGAAAGCUCAAAUGAUCCCGGGUCAGUAGCACAUUUUCCAUUUGAGGAUAAUCAAGAGGCCCUUAUUUUAGGGGACUAAUAGUGGAGUAAUCUGCUUAGUAGAUUUGCAGACAAAGGCCAAAUUAGUAAGCUUGCUGCUUGAACGCACAAUCCUAAUACCCUGGUAGGAAUUCAGCCUGGAUAAAAAAAAAAGGGCAUUUGCACUGAAUGAAUUUCUCCAUUCACUUAGCUAGAGGACACCAACCCUGAGUGGAAGUCAUCUGUUGACACAGUUUGGGAUUUUGGAAGAGAAAAGUUAGGGCAGGUUUAUUUAGUUUCCUCUGAAAUUAAAUCUAACACUCCAGCGGUCACCAAUGUGAGAGGCUAGAGCUAAAUAUAGAGUUGUACUGAAAACACAUUCCACACAGAUCUGAGAUUGUCCUAAAAACUCUGCUCUCAUUCUCGAGUGUUGUAGUAUAUUAGCAGCUGUUUGGCCCAUUGGUCACCUUACCCACUGUGUUGUAUGGCAUCAAAAAGUUUGAUACCAAAAUCAUGUCUGAAAUAGUUUGGUACACACCGCUUUCUAUAAUCAUUGAAGCACUCUUGUCCUUGAACUUUCUCAGGAAAGGUUGCCCUUCUCUGAAAAAACAAAAAAACAUGGACACACCAUCAAAAAUCCGAACAUUAACUAAGAGUUUUCUGUCACUCUCUAAAUCAUUGACAUGUCUUUAAACAGUAACUUAAUAUCAGGCUGAAAAGCAAUGUUUUAACUGCCUUAUUUGGUAGAAAGUUUCAAGUCUAUUGCACCACCCUGCAUCUGUGAUCGUAGCUAACCGUGAUGUCAGGGUGUACUGACAGACCCUGGAGUACACGUCCACAUCACUGUGGCAAGGGGAGAUAUUAAACCACUACAAAACUUGUGUUAAAAGUGUUAAGUUACUCAAUAAAUACACUAACUAGCACUGGACAACAAGUAAUGGAUUCAACAGAACUAUGUCAACUCAAGGCUCACUUACUAGCUUUUUCAGGAGCUUUCAAUUGUAUCAGACGGUCUUCGUCAGCAGAUGGAGUUUGCUAUGUUGUCAUGGAGACGGAUCUGUUGUCUGGUAUAAGCUAAACGUGUUAGGAUCGCUUUGUCAAACUAAAUUUUGUGGAUAAACCUAAAAAAAAAAUUGUAGUCAAAAAUGAGACCAAUGACAGAUCUCUCUUCCUACUCGUCUUAAUUGUAACUUACAUAUUAACCAAGGAGUUAGCUAAAGUUUUUGCACUGUUGACUGCACUUGCAAUCAAGUUCGACAUUUCUGCUGCAGAACUUGUAGCUCUACAAAACAUAAAAUAAAACACUGACUAUGAUUACAUGCACAAAAUAAUCCAGUUGUCCUUAUUCUGAAAAAUAAAAUACUCCUACUAAGCUGUUUGUGGCUAAUGAAAGUUCCACUAAUAUUCCCUGUUACACGCAGCCAUGCACACUCCAAUAAACAUGCCGUAGCAUGUCGUCAAAAUAUGGAAAAGGGGAUCGGCUGUGGCUUGUGCCAGGAUUUUUUCAGUUUUACUCCAGUGACGGACUUGUUCAACCGUGUGAACACAGCCUCCCUCUUUAAUUCUUUUAAUCACCUUCUUGAAAAGGUUGGUGUUGCAAUAUUUGCACAUAUCUUCAAACCUCUUAAUAUCCAAGUCUUUCAUAAUGUUAAGAAGUUCGGUGUGUUUCUCCUUCAGACCAGAAAUGUGGACUUUUCUUUUGGGCAUGCAUCUGUACCUCACAGCCCUACAAACUGUUGGCUAGUUGGCUGUGUACAACACACAGAGCUGACGGCAAACAGGCAAGAGGCAUUGUGUCGUAAAACCCCCACUGAGACACAUAUUCCAUAUUGGCUGUAUACGUGUCCAAAGAAUGCUCCUAAAAUCAGACUAAUACAGACAUAUCCCUCAUGAUUUAACCCGAAAUUGGAAUAUUCAGACAGAAUAUGCUGUUAACAUGACCCCUAUCAAAUUCACAAUAUUGUCAUAUUCGCAAUAAUAGUGGAAUAUUAAUGUGCAUGUAAACAUAGCUGAAGAUAAGUGUUAUUUUAAUUUCUUAUUAGCAUUACUAGCCACAACAAUGACGUUUCUCAGUACAUAACACACUGGGUAAGGUGAAAAGAAGCCAAAGGAGAAUGGGAACUCUUUUUCUUAAGACCAGUUUGAUCUGUUUUUGUGGCGACCUCUAGUUUCCCAAAAAUGUCCUGUUCCAUGUUGGCCGUCAAAGAUUUGACUCUCUUUUUGUCAGGCCUUAUUGGUGUUUUAAAGCAGUUUUAAACAGGGUUUAUUUAUUGAGUGACUCUAACAUUGUUUUUCCACAUUUUGUUUUGUUGUUUUCUAAUCAUACCAAAAUGGUUAGCUUCAGAGGGUUUGCAUUGCAGUUCAUUUGAGAUUAACUAUUUUUGUGUGUGAAUGUACUAACUUAAUUUUAAGAAACACUGUACAGAUAACUGAUUAUUUUUGUUUCCUUUGUAUGCUGAUAUUUACUUUUUGUAAAUGCUUUGAGCGCUGUUUAAAGGGACCCAGCAUUUAGCUUGCAGAUGUGACUUUGUAAAUGUACUCAUCAACUGCUCAAGGAGAUGCUGCGUUAUCGCGUGCGGCCAGCGGAGAUGGAGGAUGUAAAUAAUGUAAGAAAUACUGUGAAAAGCUUACUGUACAGUGAUCCUUCACACCUGUAGGAGUGGCAAGAAGAAUUAUUUAACAGUUGUCAGUAAACAUUUCCAUUAAAAUGUAUAAAAUAAUUUUAAAAAGUCUGUGUUUUUCAUUGGUCUGCUCUCAGAAGUUCUGACUACCAAUAUAGGACUUUUAUUCUACUGACUCUCCAGUUUCCUCCUGUUUGUGUGUGCGUGCCAGCUGACCUGGUGCCUUGGCCUUAACAGGAGGAAGGAAGGAGAAAACACUGCUGUGGGACAUCCUGCCAAAACACACACACACACACACACUCUGAGGUGAUGACUCCUAACAUCCUUGCCGUUGAGCUUUCAUGUCUCUGACUGCAUCUGCCUUCGCCAUCACUUUACUUUAUUUAAUAGACUCCAAUCAAAACUGAGUUAGCUGCCAUUCAAGAAAUAAAACAAC